UCGUCUUCUUCCCCUUAGUCUUCCUCUGCAGACCAACACUUUCACGGUUACAAAUCUUUUAUUCCUUAUUAAUCUUUUCAGCUUCCUUCUCUCUCCUUACUCACUAUAUAAGAUUGCUAGAUUCACAAAAAAAAAAAUCCUUUCACUAGAACCAACAGAGCUCUUCAUCACCUCCGGGGAAAACGAGUUGUUACCAACGUAUACAGUUUUCUGGAAAAAUAAUUACUCCUUAAUAUUUGGAACGAGUAAGAACAAGCAGUUGAAAGAAUUGAGGGAGAUGGAGGAGUUCGAGCUCCAUCAUUGGUGGAGCUUACGAUUGAGGAUUCGGAGUUUACGGUUGUUGGACGUGUAAAAGAAAGAGAUGAAGCUUUACAGGAUAAGAUUCAUCAUCUGGUUUGUCGGGUUUUCUAACUUUCAAUCUCUGUUUUGAUGAUAAAACAAUCCAAACCGAAUGUGACCAAUGAAGUUUCAUUUUGUUUGCUUUGUUUUUUUUUAAUGAAAGCUGUGGUCUUUUGUAGAGUUUGUUAUUAGCUUUAAAGUUUUGGGUCUCUCUUUUUUUUGGACAACAAGUUUUGGGUCUCUAAUUUCAAAAUUUGCAUUUACACAAUUAAUUGACCUCUAAACGCAAGAGAACCACACCGUUUGUUUUUUUGCCUUUCCUCUUACGCUUUCUACUUUAUGUUUUUCAUGGAACAACUGAAAAUGGGCAAAGUGAGUUCAAGGAGAUGUAAUCUUGACACAAUUUCAAGGUUCGCAUAGCGCAAGAACGACGUUCUAGCAAUCCCUGCUUCAUCUGGUCAUCACUUAGUCUUCUAAUGCUAUGACUCUAAGCUAAUGAUGCCUUUGAUGGUUCAAUGACUGAACUGAAGAAAAAGAAGAAGUUGAAUCAAGCUCAUUGAAUGAAGAAAGUGUCACUGACGCAGAAGAUUUGGAUGAGGGAAUACAUUGCAGAGCAUGCUAAUGAAGAGGAAGAGGUGGAGUAAAAUGUUUGGCAGCAGCAAUGUCACCCCUGUGAGGGAAGUUAAAUAUAUGAUGAGCUUGAUUUUUGAUACCGGGACGUAUAUUUGCAGCUUUUUAGUAGAGUCUUUAACAUUCUCCAUGCAAACAAUCCAAAGCUCGCUGGAGAUGGGUGUUGUACAGUUAUGAGGCCUCCUUAAGUUUUUUUGCGGGGGACAAAAAAAAACAAUGUUUACCAAUCACAAAAUUAUAAUUUCUUCUCUCUUCUUUCAGUUCUAAUGAUUGGUUGUUAUUUGAGUUGUUGUGAUUUGUAGUAACGAUGUUUAAAGGAUGAUAGAAUCUAAGAAGUCAGUUUCGGAGAUUAAUUAUGAAGUUGAGGGUGAGGAUGGUAGUGAAUAUGUUUGUAGUUGAUCUUUUAAAAUUACGUUUCAUUGUGUAUUAUUAAAAUUCAUGAUGAAACCGGUGACUAAGAAGUUGAAAUUUGUAGCAAUAGUACAGAUGGCUGAUCUCUUGGUGUUCUUUAUCUUUUAGUAAAACUGCUAUGGAAAUGAUUAAAAGAGAGUGAUUUUCUUCAUCAUUCUCUUUUUUUUUAUACUUCCACAAAAUAUUUUAUUCUCCACAUGAUUUAGAUUCUUAUUUUAUAAAUUUUCUAUUUUGACAUGUGACAAUUCAAAUAAAAUUCAUUUAUUUAGCCAUGAUAAUUGUGUUCAAACUCAUUCCCAAUUCUAAAUUUACACAUUUCUAACUUAUUGAAUAUAAUAUGUUUACGCAGAUAAAUUAUUAAUAAAAAUUAAAAGCAACAAAUUAGUGUUAAAUAAGCAUAAGGAAUUGCAUUAAUCUUUAAUGAUGCAACUAAAUAAAAUAUAAAAUAUUCAGAUAUUUACUACAUAUAACUAUGAAAUAAAUUUUUAAAUAUAAUGAAUAAAAAUGGAUAUUAAAUAUCAAUAUAAAAAGAAGAGUAAGAAGAAAAUAAAACAUUAAAGAAAAUAAAUGCCAAACUAAAGAGGAAACAAACACAUAAAUUUAUACGCAAAUUUUAUGCUACUUCAAUAUAGACGUGAAUAAGUUUGAACCAAGUAAUAAAUGAUGAAUCCAUUAAUUCUUAAAAAUAAAUUAUCAAUCAUAAUGUUCAAACAUCUUUAAAAUACACAUCAAUAUAUGUAUUUCUUUUUGAACAACACAUCAAUAUAUGUAUAUAAUAAUUAAAAUGAUAUAUGAUUCUUGAUAUAUUAUGCAUAUAAUAGUAAUUUUUUUUACAAAUGAUAAAGAAUGCAUGCUAACAUCGUAUUUACAUAUCAUUCAAAUCACGCAAGCAACAAUAAUAAUUCUAAAUAUACCCAUCAAAAUCUAAAUACAAAACACAAUUAUUUAUAGGCUUCGUCUUCAAGAAUUACACACAAAAAUAUAAAUAGAAAGAUAAAAAAUUACAAAGCAAUGUUUUAAUCAUGAAAUAUAUCCCAUGUAACGUUUUUACAUUUCUUCAUAUGAAAUGCCAAAAGACAAAUUUUAUAUAAUUUCAAAGCAUUUAAGAGUAAAAGUAAUUUUAUUUUGAUUUUUGCUAAUUAAAUUUUCAAACAAUACAGAAAUUAUUAUUCACCUCAACAUUCAGAACAUCAUAUUAUUCGUACUUUACCUUAGAAGGAUCACAUUAAUCCAGUGAGAAGUUAAUGGAAACACAUAUUGUAUUAGAAGACUCAGGUCAAAUUCAAAAAACAACAAUAUAUACGAUCAAAAAACUCAAUCUAUCUACAUAUGUUUUAUUGGUUUAGAAAUUUUCUUAUUUAUUAAUUUAUAUUCAUGAAAAAUAUUUUAUAUACACAAAAUUAUAAAGCAACUAUUUUUUGUUAUAUUAAAAAGCUGACUUAAAAAUAAUAUUUUUAAUGUAUUUUCCGCGCGUAGCGCGGAAAGAGACUCUAGUUAUUACUAAAACCCGCCGGAAACCCUUGGUUAAUCAAAAAAAAAAUUUACUAAUCAAAUGCUGUAUGUUUGCAUGUUAGCAAAAAAAAAAAAAUGCUGUAUGUUUGCAAUUAUUUUUCAUAGUUGUAUAUAUCAAAUUUUGUGUAAGUCAUAAAAAUCAUAAAAUUAUCAUUAUGGACAAUCAUAGUACAUAGAUAGAUUUGGAAGACUCGAAGUCAAUGUAAACCAAAUAUAUCUGUAAGAAACGCACAAUAAGUUUUUAUUACAACAACUAUUAACAUAUGCGUAAAUGAAGUGAGAAAUAAUCGUAGAAAAAUCUAAAUAAUAGCAGUCUCAAAACAGUACUAUUUUCAAAACUCAAAAACUAGAAUAUUUCCACCGCAAUGUAUCUUUAGUAAUCAAGAUUUUGUUUUAAAAGUCCCUAAUAUUUAUUUCUAUUUUUUCACCGAAAAACAACAUAUGCAAAUGAUUAGUAAUACAGUUUUAAUUAUCAUAAUUUGAUGACUUGAUUAUCCAAAAAAACAAAAAAAAAAGAUAUUUCUGUUAGUACUCGAAAAAGCGGAGAGAUUGCAUAACAGAAAAGAUUCUCCUCUCUUGGCUGUCUUUAUUCUUUUUCUCUCAGAGUCCUUUCUCGUCAUUUUCUUUACUCCCCAUAGACCAACAACCAGCACACGCACUCUGACGCUUUGUCUCAUUCGUUUUCGUACAGAAACCCUAAUUUCUCUCACCAUUUCCGUCGUUUCCCUUUCCACAUGGACAACAACAACGGCAUCCAGAGGAGAAGAGCUAUUGGGGAAGACGAUCAGACAAGCAAUCAACGCCGUCGAACUAACCCAGCGGUCAUGGUGACGAACGAGCCUCAAAACGACGGCGUCCAGUCCGAAGAUGACAACAACAAUCGGAGCGGAAGAAGAGUUUGGGAAGACGAUCGGGCAGCGAAUCAAGUGGUGGUGAUGAACGAGCCUCGAAACGACGGCGUACAGACUGGUGACGAUGACGACGCACGCCUCCUUCCUCUUUCACUGAGUCUGCGACCACCAACAUCCUACUCCUCUCAGAUCUCGCCGCCGCCGCUUCGUCUAGCACCACCGUCGCCUGUCAUGCAAACGCCACGUUACUUGAUGACGCGGCCUUAUUUCGCGACACCGCCGUCGUAUCUGCUGUCAUCGUCGCUCAGCUACUCGACACCACCGUACGCUCCGUCGUUUGAUUUCCUCACUCCGGCAAGACCAGUAGCCACCGCGGUUGAGAGUACACGUCGGAGUUACAGAUCGCAGUCAAGCCGUAACCGAAAAGAGGAAACAAUCCCGCCGCCGUAUCCAUGGGCGACGAACAAACGUGGAACGAUACAAAGCCUAGAGAAUCUCGAAUCGAAGCAGAUCACCACCAUCACGGGCGACGUACAAUGCAAGCACUGUGAUAAAGUGUAUCAGAUAAGUUACAAUCUGAGGGAGAAGUUCUCCCAAGUAGAGAACGUCUUCGUGACGCGCAAGAGGCUCAUGAGAGAACGAGCUCCCACGUUUUGGACUAACCCUGACCCGAUGAGAUGCGACCUUUGUGGCCGUGACAAGGCCGUCAAGCCGCUCAUUGCUGAGCGGAAGAGUCAGAUCAAUUGGUUGUUUUUGCUUCUCGGACAGAUGUUGGGUUACUGUACGUUGGAGCAGCUCAAGAAUUUCUGCAAACACUCCAGGAGUCACCGCACCGGAGCUAAGGAUCGUGUGCUUUACUUGACGUAUCUCGGUCUUUGCAAGAUGCUUGACCCUAACCGUGACCUCUUUAACCGUGAAACCUCUAGGUGGUAACUGGUAAGCUUGUUUCUAUCUUUUUCUUCUACUUGGAUUGUUGCUUUUUUAAUUUCGUACAUUUUAUGUUAAUAAUUGGGUGAAAAAUGCAUGGAUUUGAUCCCUUUGUGGUUUCUUCGUUGUGUGUUAUUUGGAUUUUGACUUAAUAUAUCUCAUUUAUAUAUAUGAUUUUAAGGGAUUAUAGUUGUACGAUGUCUACAACUGCAUGGAUUAUGAUUUCUUUCUUCUAAUUAAGUAUCUCAACUUAAAAGCGUUUCUGAUAAAUUUUCAUUUCCAUUCUUGUGAUUUGAACUCAGAAUCUUAUCGGUCUAACGAUUUUAUUUUAAGUAAAUGUUUUUUUUUAACAUUUAAGGAAUAGUCUCUAAAAAGUUAAUCUCUCAGUUCCUAAAAGAUGUAUAUUCUGAAAAAAAAACAAUUGUUUCAAAAAGAUUCAUUUUUUACUUUUUCAGUGUGAUUUUAUGAAAAAUUGUAAGUUUCAAAAAAAAUUAAUGGUGUUAUUGAAUUUUUAUUGGUUAAAAGUUAUGAAAAAUUGUUAUUCACAAAAAACAAUGCAUAUUUAAUGACUUUUUUAAUAUAUGUAAAAAAUCUAAAAUAUGCAUCUUUUAAAAACAGAUGGAGUAAUAUCUUAGAUAGUCUAUACAUUUUUCUCAUCUCACUCGAAAUUAUAUUGGGAAAAUUAUUUUUUUAGAGCAAAAAAAUGGUAACUAUGUCCCUUUAUACUAAUCUAUACUAUUUUAUGUCCCAUUAGACUAAUUUUUUUCAAAAUGACAGUAAUGCCCUUAAAAUUGUAAUUUUUAUUUUUUUUUCGUUUUUUUUUUCUUGUUCCUUUUCGUUUUUUUUAAUUUU
Brassica rapa (field mustard) is the source of this 5522-nucleotide messenger RNA. RefSeq lists its product as uncharacterized. Lineage: Eukaryota; Viridiplantae; Streptophyta; Magnoliopsida; Brassicales; Brassicaceae. The record is from RefSeq and is a predicted model, not a curated record.